Molecule: messenger RNA, 1790 nt
Organism: Cuscuta epithymum
Lineage: Eukaryota; Viridiplantae; Streptophyta; Magnoliopsida; Solanales; Convolvulaceae
Source: the annotation of a GenBank genome assembly
UUGCCUGUAUAUUCCCUAUAUAAAAUUCGGAUCUGGAAACGUAUAUUCUUGUAAAGACUGAAGAAGUUCUGGUGAAUGGAGACGACCGCGGAGCUCCCAUGGGACCUAAUCGUGCAGAUUCUUCGCCGGUUACCUGUGAAAGAUCUGCUGCGCUACAUGUGCGUAUCGAAGUCAUGGUGCUCCCUGAUCAACGGCCUUGAUUUCAUCAAUCUGCACCUCAAACACAUUCCGGAAUCUCCUUCCCAGUUGGGGUUCGUGUCCGGAGACGACAACAAUCUCUGCUGGACUGCUUCGAAUGAUCUCGACUCUUUCGUUCGACUCACUUGCCCAAUAGACUUAGGAACUGGGGUCAGCGUUCUCGGAAGCUGCAAUGGAUUGCUUGCUAUUAUGAACCCCGAUUCGGAUAUGGCGAUUUGGAACCCUUUCAUUCGAAGUGCAGCUGUGCAGAAGAUAUGCAUUGGUGAAUGGUGACAUUAUGAUUAAAAUGCUGUUGCGUCCUUCACUGCUGAAGUCUUGAUAAUCCUUCAAAUGAUGGCUUACAUAUGUUCUCUUCUCAAGUUAUAUGACAUAGAUGGAAAGUACAAUGAUUGAAAACUCUUCUCCAACAAAACCUAAAUGGAGGAAAGUUGCUUAUGGGGGGAUGCAACCUGGUUUUGAUGACAAUCAUACAGAUGAAUCUUUCCUAGAAGAUAUGAUUAUGAACGCCAAUGUGGUCAAAAGAGACUUGUUAAAGGUGAUCCUUGAUUCAGUUUCCAUUUCUCAGUAUAUUUCCACUGUUUGUCUUGUGGUUUUGGUUUGGACCUAUACACUCCGAUCUACCUUGAAUGAAAAUUCACUUUUAGUUCUAAAUGUUAGCCUUCUUGGGUUGGGUUUUUUCAUUCUUCUCUUGACUGCAGACUCAAUCUCCUUUAAUAUUCUUCUCAGUUAUACCCUCAAGAUUUCAUUUUUCAUGACUGGGUGGUACAUGUUGUCUCCUAUCUUCCAUACACUCACCCGAUCCAUAGCCUCAGAUUCUAUAUGGGCACUAACAGCUUGUCUCCUCAUUAUAAACCUCUUCCUGCAUAAUUACUCGGGAUCAACCGUAAAAGCUCCUGGAAGUCGAGAAAACCCAACCCUUAUGAGCAACAUCUCUUUGAAUGAUUCUAUAGUGGCUUCACUUCUAAUUGCCUCUCGCCUUCCAUCAAGGCUUCAGGUAUUUGCCAUUGUGUUGUUCUCCUUGCAAGUUUUUCUAUUUGCCCCAUUUGUCACCUACUGUGUGAAGAAGUUCUCAUUCAAAUUGCACCUUUUUCUCUCUUUCGGGUUAAUGGUCUUGUCCUUAGUUCUCCUUUACUGGUUACACACACUGCUCUUUAUUUUGUUGUUGGCUGUGUUUGUCUUUGUCAAUUUGGUCUGCCCUUAUUGGCUGAUACGACUUCAAGAGUACAAGUUUGAGAUUAACGGUCCCUGGGAUGAGGCCAAGCUCUGUUUUGCCAUCACAGAAUGAACACCAAAGACUAUAUAUAAUGUUGUGAUGGUGAUGUUAUCAAGAAUGGAAAAAUGUAAGGGGUAUUUUGCAUGAAGAUCUGAUAUACAGAUUGGAGAUACCCUUUAAGCAGUCUCUUAACUAUAUAAGAUUGCAGAGGGAAAGGGUAUGAUUUGGCUCUGAGUCCCAGUGAUAAAGUAUGAGUCAAUAUUGUACAAUCAUGAUGCUCGACAUAGACGCAGAGAUGUUUACAAAUACCGCACAAAGUAUAAUUUGAUACCGAUUAAGUUGCAAAAGCUAAUAUCAUGAAUUAGUUACUUCGUAUAAU